Molecule: messenger RNA, 1853 nt
Organism: Scophthalmus maximus (turbot)
Lineage: Eukaryota; Metazoa; Chordata; Actinopteri; Pleuronectiformes; Scophthalmidae
Gene: gyg1b
Product: glycogenin 1b
Exons: 8
Coding region: 157-1173 (338 amino acids)
Cellular component (GO): cytoplasm
Molecular function (GO): glycosyltransferase activity
Source: RefSeq, a predicted model, not a curated record
CGUGACGCGGCGCCCGGGCCGCUGUCACUCCGGUAUAAAUGUACCUCUGUGGAUCUCGGUCAGCCCUUUUCUCUGCACGCACCGAGCCCCCCGAGGCCAGGCUACACCGCUUCGGCUCCCUCUCCUCCUUCUUCUUCUUCUUCGUCGUCGUCAGUCAUGGCUGAUCAGGCUUUUGUGACGUUGGCUACCCAUGACAACUAUGCUCGGGGAGCCAUGGUUUUGGGGAAGUCCCUGCGCAACCACAACACAUCCAAGAAGCUGGUGGCUCUCAUUGGUCCACAGGUGUCGGAGCCGUGCCAGUCUGUGCUGAGGAAGAUCUACGACGAGGUGAGGCCGGUGGACGUGCUGGACAGUGGCGACACGGCGCACCUGGCCAUGAUGAAGAGGCCCGACCUGGGCGUCACCCUCACCAAACUCCACUGCUGGACCCUCACGCACUACUCCAAAUGUGUCUUCAUGGAUGCAGACACACUGGUUCUGUCAAAUAUAGAUGAACUGUUUGACAGAGAAGAAUUAUCAGCCGCUCCUGACCCCGGAUGGCCUGACUGCUUUAACUCCGGGGUGUUUGUGUUUUGUCCCUCGAUGGAGACGUAUGGCAAACUGCUUCAGUACUGCACGGAACAUGGCAGCUUUGACGGUGGAGACCAAGGUGUUUUGAAUGGCUUCUUCAGCAACUGGGCAACAGCUGACAUAUCGAAGCACCUCCCUUUCAUCUACAACCUCAGCAGCAUAGCAAUCUACACUUACCUUCCAGCAUUCAAACAAUUUGGUAGCAGCGCCAAAGUUGUCCACUUCCUGGGGAAGACCAAGCCGUGGAGUUACACCUUUGACAUCACAGCCAAACGGAUCACCGGGAGUGUGCCGGAGGCCUCCACACACUCCACUUUCCUCCUGGACUGGUGGACCCUGUACUCCAGCGCCGUGGUGCCAAUGCUGCAUGAGCAUUACGGAGAGCAGCCGUUUCACUCCGGAUGCGUGGAGUCCCGGUGUUGUGACACGGUCACUUUUGAGAGUGUACAGGAUGAAGGCCACUCCUCACAUGCACAAGUGUCGUCCCAACCGGAGCUGUCCUCGGUGGAACGCAAGGAGAAAUGGGAGCAAGGUCAGGCCGACUACAUGGGAAUGGACUCGUUUGACAAUAUCAAGAGGAAGCUUGACUCUUUUCUCAAAUGAAGGGAGCGUGAGGCGGGACGUCAACAGAGCACUUUGCUGUCUAACACACUCACCACGUCUUUUCAAGAAAAUACUGUAAAACACGUCACAUUUUUCCCUUCUUACCUGUCCUCAACUAAAAAUGAGUUGAGUCUCUCCGUACACCAGCAAUAAACUCUCCGUACUUCUAAGACGGAGCCAUUUAAAUAUCACCAAUGGCUUUAAUUGUCUUUGUAAGAUUCAUUGAGUUUGUUCUGCUACAGUGGAAGGAAAAUACGGAUAACAUAACAUGUAUUUUUGUCUUUGCAUCAACUGGAGUUGAACUGGGCCUCAUGUCCUGUUACUAAGUGUCGCAGUCACUUGCAUGUACAUUCUGUUUUUUUCUUUCUUUUUCUUUUUUACGAUACCGUCAUCUAGCAGUGAUACCUAACUUAAUUCCUCUUGCAUUUAAAUUGAGCUGUCUCAGUUUAACAUGGCUAUAAAAACAUGUUUACAGCACUCGUUAACGCUCAUUUACAGUAGGAGCCAUAUAGAUACUAGAUCCUUAGUGUCUUGCUCUCUCUGCUGCCUCCUAUCUGCUCUCGGCUAGAAGUUUUGUUCGAUGGUCGGUUAGGUUUUUAACUUAAUUGGGUGUUACUUGACCAGGAUGUUGACUGUACCACAAGAUCUUUCAUCUGGAAGUAUUAAAAACUUGAAAAGUU